Eruca vesicaria subsp. sativa (arugula) is the source of this 631-nucleotide messenger RNA. The record is from the annotation of a GenBank genome assembly. NCBI's taxonomy places the organism in Eukaryota, Viridiplantae, Streptophyta, Magnoliopsida, Brassicales, Brassicaceae.
CGAAUUUUCUCCUCUUCGAACCUCUGUUUUCAAAAGACGAUGACGACGAAACGAGAAGCUGAAGCUUGGUCGGAGAUGGAAGCGGUAGCUAGGAAGAUGGUGGAAGAGGUUGAAACAGAGAGCAGCGGAUCAUCUGAAGCCGAGACUGAGUCUCCAAGAUCCGUCGGCCGUUGGGGAGCAGCUGGUACGAUCACGGGGAAGACGGGUAAAGAGAGAGUACACAGCCAGGUUUUGAAGAUAAGAGAGGAGGAUCUUUGUGUUGUUGUCGAAGCCAAGGCCGCGAGUUUAGAGAAUCGACGAGAUGUUCAUCCACGUCGUGUUAGUUUGUUUAUGAUCUCACGUCAGAGUUUGCCGUGUUCGCCUCUCAGUGGUAAAGUGAGAUCAGUUAACUGAUUCCCAUUCGAUCAAAGGGUGAUUUGUCCUCUGCGUUUUCUUUUUUUAUUUAUUUGUCUUCUUUUUUUUUAGUUUUAAUUUUUUUAUCUUGUUUUUGUUCGUCUUGUUUCUGGAAGAAUUCUUUAGAGAGAGUCUUCUUAUGGUUCAUAAUAUCAUGUGUAUAUAAACCGUGAAUGUAUAUAUAUGAGCUCGUGAAACAUUAUGCUCGACUUUUGCUUACAUAUAAAAUCUCUGUCUC